AUAUAUGCAAAUGCCCCAAUAUCUUCUUUUCCACCUUCUCUUAUAUUGGUUUCUUUUUAUGUAUUUGAAGAAGCUCUGCAGGACCAAAGAGUGGCCCUAGCCGCAGCUUUGGAUUCCACAGUAGGUGAAUCGUCUCCCUCUGCGGGCAAUCUUCCCAAUGGAAAGGCUGAAGACAUUUAUGAACCUGUUCCCCUUGGCAUCAAUAUUCAAACCAUUGAUGGCGCAUCUGGAUCUGGAGAGAACAAUUCCUGCACGCAGUUGGAUUUCCACGUGCAUACAGUUGAAACAGUGAAGAAUAUGGAAGAACUCCAAUUCAUCCCCAGCUUUGCUAAUGCAUCACCAUUACACAAGAACCAAGAAGAUGAUAACGAAGAGAAGUGUCUUUCUGCACUUAGGAACUCAUCUGACGAAGAUUUCUCAGUUUCCUUGCAUUUGGGGGAUCGUGAACCUCGAAGACCGAGAUCAGAUCCAACCUCUGCUAUGGAUUCAGCUAGUUGUGGGUAUGCGGCUGUUUGUGGGCAUCAGCAUUGACAUUUUGAAGAGGGUACCCUAUAUACACCCUAUAUAAACUUACGAAUAUCCCCUCAAAAUUCCGUCAUAUUAUGAAUAUCAGAUUUUUUUUCUGAAAAGAUAUUGAGGACUUAACAUAGCUAAACUAAUAUCUAUUUCUCCAUGUUACAAGAGUCGUGCUUUAAUGAUAUAACUAACGAAGGGCAUGAUCUACAGGAGGCUUUGAUUUCUGCAUGCUGCUUCGGUUUUCAAAACUUGUAAUAUUCAGGUUGUAACGGAGAUAACUUAAUGUUUGCUGCAGAUCAGCAUUCUUGUUUAAUGGAAAUAGGAAAUUAUCAAGGGUUAAUGCUGUUUAUAGCUCUCAUUGGUUUGAUUUUUUCUAUCAUUGUCAAGUGAGAUUCAGGAUUAAAGAGUC
Phalaenopsis equestris is the source of this 925-nucleotide messenger RNA. RefSeq lists its product as uncharacterized. The record is from RefSeq and is a predicted model, not a curated record. The annotation marks the transcript as partial. NCBI's taxonomy places the organism in Eukaryota, Viridiplantae, Streptophyta, Magnoliopsida, Asparagales, Orchidaceae. The transcript has a single exon.